Molecule: messenger RNA, 1668 nt
Organism: Chlorella variabilis
Lineage: Eukaryota; Viridiplantae; Chlorophyta; Trebouxiophyceae; Chlorellales; Chlorellaceae
Exons: 7
Coding region: 1-1668 (555 amino acids)
Biological process (GO): SCF-dependent proteasomal ubiquitin-dependent protein catabolic process
Cellular component (GO): SCF ubiquitin ligase complex
Source: RefSeq, a predicted model, not a curated record
AUGCAGACCCUACUGCAGCUGGCCAUCCACCAGCUGGGCCAGCUGCUCUGCUGGGGCAGCGCCCCAAUCGAUGUGGAGGCCAUCCCGGAGCCUGAACUCGCCCUGGAAGUUUGGAGAGCUUGGCAGGGCAGCCUGGCGGCCGCCAACGCCGCCGCCGCCAGAGGACGGCCGCUGCCGUCGUUGCCGCGCCAGCAGCAGGUGUGGGUCAGCCCAGUAAGCCGCCUCAUGAGUAUGAGCCAUCCCGAUUCCCCCUUGUCGCAUCCAGAAUGUGUUGCUCGGUCCCCCUCGCAGGUCUUGGCCGCCUUUGCCGCCGCCUAUUGGCGCCCGCAGGUGCUGCGGAUAGCCUUCCCCGCCGCCAUCCCACCAGGCCUGGCCAGCCUCUCCCUGGUGGCGCAGCAGCUGCUGCACCUGGAGCUGGCAGCGCCUGCGCUGCGGCAGCUGGACACCGUGGCAGCAGCCUGCCCUCGCCUGCGCUGCCUGAGCCUGCGUGGCUGCACCGGGCUGGGAGAUGUGAGCAUGGCGACGCUUGGGCCGCACCUCACAGCGCUGCGAGCGCUUGACCUGGGUGGCCUGCCGGCCCUGACGGAUGCUGCAUGCUUCCACAUCGCCAAGCUGCCCUCCCUGGCAGCCCUCAACCUGAGUGGCACGGCCGUGGGGGACAGCGGCCUACAGCUGCUGACGUACGGCCACAGGGUGCGCGCCUGGCAGCGCGCAGAGGGUGUGGCCUCCCUGCCUCCCGAAGCGGCAGCCUGGCCGGCGCUGCCGCUCGAGCAUCUGCAGCUGGCGGGGACGCGGGCGGGCGCUGCGGGGGCAGCAGAGCUGGCGCACCUGCCGCAGCUCAGGUUUCUGGACAUGCGGCACACAGGGAUUGCUCGCCACGUGCUGGCCCCACUGCAGCGCCGCUUUGCGCUGCAGUUUGUGCAGGCCGUGGUGCUGACCAGCAGCAACACAGUGGCAGCAGCAGUGGUCAACCAGGAUGCGGUGCUGUGCCGCUGUGGGUGCAGCAGUGCCAGCCAGCCAGGCAGGGAUGGCUCGGCGCAGGUGCAGCAGUGGGAGGCUGACGGAGUCCAGAUGCUGCUGCACUGGGAUCCGGCUGCGGGCAGCCUCGUUGGAACCCAGCCGCAGCAGCGGUACUGCGGGCAUAUGGGCUGGCCCACCGGUGCUGCUUCCACCCCCGGCGCAGCAGCAGCAGCCGCCGAUGCUCAGCGGGCGGCCUGGCGCUCUUAUCAGCCUGCAGCCUGCGGCUGGCGCAUUCGGAGGCCGCCGCCGCCGUGCGGGAGCGGCCGCGGUCCAGACGUGCGGCGUGCGGUGGCGGCGGCGGCGGGUGCCCCCACCACGCUACCUGAGCUGCCGGCGCGGCCCAGCUCCCGCUGCGUGCUGCCGCUCAACUCCAUCAACGACCCCGACAACUGGGGGUUGGGUGUGAGCCCGCAGGGCAGUGGGGAGCCAGAGUACUACUGGCAGGACAGCAGCAUCAGCAACCCCAAGGAGACAGUGACGCUCAGCUGCGCGCGGGCCGGCGCCCCCAGCCCCCUGCCAAUCCACGGCUUCCGCACCGCCCAGACGCGGCCCACCUUGCACCGCAUCGUCUUCCGCUCGAGCAUGCUGGACCCUGACGUUCACCCGGCGCUGGUGAUCAACCCCCCCGGCAGCAGGCCAAGCGAGUAG